UUAGCUUGCUUUGAUAUGGGGAGCUGGGGAGUGUUGCCACAAAAAGAAAGGGGCAGAAGCAGCCGGAGGCCUUAUGCUUUGGCUAAGGUUGACCCUCCCCAUUCCUCAUGGGUGCCCCCCCCCCCACUCAAAACCCAAGAACACCAGCACAGUGGCAAAGAAGGAAGCCCUUGUACAAUGAGAGCUUGUGUGGAGCUGGCUAGGGUAGCCUGUGGGAUGCUGGGGGAGGAGAACAAGUGGUGUUUCCCUGCUGUUUGAUUUCCUGCAGAGACAUCCAGCCGCCUCUUCCUCCUUUUCCUCUCCUCCUCCUAGAGCUGCCAUCCCAGGUCUCCUGUACAUCCUCCCAAUUCUUAAAGGAAAGAUCAAGGAAAAGCUAGAUCUGGGAGUUCAGUUCUGGCUUUGCUAUUGAUAGUGUGACCUUAGACAAGUCACUUUAUUUAUGGCUCUCUAUAAGAUAAAGGGGUUGGAUUAAAAAACAUUUUUUUUUUUACCAGCUCAAACCUGCUGAGUUACCUAGGUCAUAGAGUCAGCAUUUUAGAGUCAAACAUCUCAGAGGUCAUAUAGUCUAAAUCCCUCAUUUUACAGUUAAGGAAAUGAAGUCUCAUGUUGGUUAAGUGACAUGUCCAAGGUGGGAUUUGAAUCCAGGUCCUUCAGCUCCAGAGUCAGCACUCUUUCCUUUGUACUCUGGGAGAGGAGGGAUACUUUUUUCUUAAUACAUCCCUGUAGCUAUCCUGUAAAACCCUGUUACCUAAACAACUCAGGGUUAUUAAGGUGAGGACCACCCUUAGUGGGAGAGGUACAGCUCAUUAAGGCACUGCAGAACUCUGGGCCAUUCCUCUAUCCCUCCCACUCCUACCCCACCACUAGGGUUGUGAGUGGUAAAUUGUACUUGGAGGCAAGAAAAUCUGUUUGAAUCCUACCUUAGAGACUGAAUAUGUAACCCCAAGUAAAUCAUUUAACCUGGCUCUGCCUCAGUUUCCUUAUCUAUAAAAUGGGAAUCCCAAAGACACUACCAUGAAGUGUGGCUGUGAGGAUCAGACUAGCAAUUAUGUAUAAACCACUUUGCAAAUCUUAAAGAGCAUAUAAAUGCUAACUCCCCUUAUCUCAACAAGGACCUUGAAUUGUAGUAGAGAGUCUGGAUCUUUGGGUUCUGGGUAAAAAACUUAAAGACAGCUGGAUAGUGUUGUCUGCAGUAUAAUAGUUUGGGAGGGAGACAAUAUGGCUUCUGCUCUUCACUCUACCCAACUGACUUGCUAUGUGGUCUUGGGCAACUUCUGUGCGCUUCAUAUUAAUUUAUAAAAGGGGAAAUGAUUUUGGCCCCACCCACCUCACAAUGAGGACUUAUGAAAUGAAAGUGUGUGUGUGUGUGUGUGUGUGUGUGUGUGUGUGUUCAUGCACACAUGGAAGUGCUCUGGAAAGACCCAAGUGUUGGAUGGAUUUCAUUUUGGUUUCCUAGUAGUGUGCAUCCUUCUUCCCCUCAAGGGCUCUGAAAGUGCUGAGGUUAGGGAACUAUGGGGACCAUUUCUAAACUGCAUCCCCUGCCCCAUCCUGUUGAUCAUGCCUGACAUGCCUUUGGGGGGGACAAGGAGUUGCCUUUAUUCUUGUGGCCUUGGUAGGUAACUCAUUUUGCUCAUAUAUCUGCAAAGUUAAGGCCCUUUGUAGAUAUGGUUACUUUGGCUCCAAUAGAGGGGUUUCUGGGAUGUUGGUUGUAUUGUCCUUAGGUUGAGAGAUGACCUUGAGAAAAUUGAGACCAUCCUUUACCUCUUGGUAUUCUUGCCAGCUGCCAAGCAUAUGCAUUUUCCUGUAUCUCUGUGUCUCCCCAUGUGACUGACUUCCUUGGGAAAUUCCCAGAAUAGUAUCUUGGAUCAGAGAGGGAUGAAACGUCUACCUUGUUACUCAGCCUGAUCCAUCCAACUACUGCUGCCUGAGGCUGCUGUUCCUGUCUAUCCCGCUGUCGUUUGUCCUGGUGUGCUCGAUUCUAUAUGCAUGCUUGUGUUCAAGUGUGUGUGUAUGUGUGUACCCCUUUCCCUAUGGGGAUAUUUAUGUUAGUGGGAAUACAGGCUAAGGAAAUAGGGGAAGGAUGGGACUUGACCUUGGCCCUAAAGAUUUUGGACUGGAAGCAAAGAGGGCUGUAGAUGGUGGGGAGAUGUUUCAGGGUGGGAGAAGUAAUGUACGCAAAUGCAUAGGAAAUUGGUGGGACCUAUUUCGUAAUUUGGGGGGACUUGGUGAAUAGACUAAUCUGGUUUGAGCAAAGACAGUUGUUUCAGUAGGGAAGUGAUGAGACAUCAAGCUAGGAUGGCAAAUUGGGACCACAUUAUAGAAGACCUUUGAGGGGCAGCUUAGAGUUUGUUCUUGAUUCGAUAGGUACUGGGGAGCCUUUUAAGGCUCUUAGUCAGGGGGAGUUGUAUAAUCAGAGCUGUGCAUUCAGAGGAUUAAUCAGAUUGUGCUGUACAAAAUGGAUUAAAGGAGAUGUGUAUACUUGGGAUCCAGAUUGGGAGUGAGGAGUCUAGAGAAAGCAUUCCCAACCACCUUACCCAUGACAUCAGCACCCACCGACAUUAUGACAUCAUUGGCGUAGCGUUCCAAACACCAGGACAGCGCUCUAUUCACACAGGGCCAAUGUUGUCCCCUUCCCCUGCUCCCCAAAGCCCUGCCGUAGUACAGAAUCCUGGGUAGGAGCCCUGUCCACAGCCCUCCCUGGGACAUUGGGAGCUGACUGCCAAGUUCCACCAAUGAGGUUCAACUUACAGGAGGAGACCCAUCCUACUGCCAGGCCCUGACCCCAGGAACUCCCCUGGAUGGUCCAGGACUGACAUCUUACCCCCAUUUCUAUUCCCCAUCUACUCUGACUGGCCUUCUCCUGGCUGGGAGCCCCUGCAGCUGGUGUGAAGAGCUUCGAGGAGGGAGAGUAGCAGGCUUCCAGACCAUGCAUCUGCCUUAAGGCCACCUCCAUACUCUCCGUGUCGGCGUCAUCCCUGACCAUCAGGGGCAGGAGCCCAUCCCUGGGCUCGGGGUCGGUUGGGAAGCUCCCCUAACGGGGCUCAGUUGCCAUCCCGGCCCUGGCCCCAACCAUGUCUAGUCUCGUUGGCAGCCCACAGCCCGAUAGCGGCGGCAGCGGCAGCGGCAACAGCGGCAGCAGCAACAGCAACAGCAAGUCAGGCACCGUAGAGAAAUGCGGGUCAGACGAGGCCCUUCCCCCGGCCAACCCCGAGCGGCGGAACAAGAGCGGCAUCAUCAGUGAGCCCCUCAACAAGAGCCUGCGGAAGUCUCGGCCCCUGUCCCACUACUCGUCCUUCAGUGGUGGCAGCUCGGUGAGCGAGCUGGUGGACAAGGCAGCCGCUGCCUCCGGGCUGGCCAAUGGGCACGACCCGCCCAUGGACAAAACCAACUCUACCUCAAAGCACAAAAGCGGUGCUGUGGCCAGUCUGCUCAGCAAGGCAGAGCGGGCCGCCGAGCUCUCUGCCGAAGGACAGCUAACGCUGCAACAGUUUGCGCAGUCCACAGAGAUGCUGAAACGGGUGGUUCAGGAACACCUUCCCCUGAUGAGUGAGGCUGGGGCGGGGCUCCCAGACAUGGAGGCCGUGUCAGGCACCGAGGCCCUGAACGGCCCUUCCGACUUCCCCUACCUAGGCGCCUUCCCCAUCAAUCCGGGCCUCUUUAUCAUGACGCCCGCCGGCGUGUUCCUGGCCGAGAGCGCCUUGCACAUGGCGGGCCUAGCAGAAUAUCCUAUGCAGAGUGAGCUGGCUUCUGCCAUCAGCUCAGGCAAGAAGAAACGAAAACGUUGCGGCAUGUGCCCACCCUGCCGACGGCGGAUAAACUGCGAGCAGUGUAGCAGUUGUCGGAACCGAAAAACUGGCCACCAGAUUUGCAAAUUCAGAAAAUGUGAGGAGCUCAAAAAGAAGCCUUCUGCUGCUCUGGAGAAGGUGAUGCUUCCAACGGGAGCCGCCUUCCGAUGGUUUCAGUGACGAGUGGAGCCCCGGAGCUGCCAUCUCGUGCAAUGUCCUUGCUUGUGUUGUCUCAAGUAGGGGAUUCGGGCGAAGACGAAUGGAUGCACCUAUGUCUUUUAGAACCAAAAAUAUUCUCUCGCAGAUUUCAUUCCUGUUUUUAUAUAUAUUUUUUUUGUUGUUGUUUUAACAUCUCCACGUUCUAGUAUAAAAAAAAAUCAAAAAACAAAAACAUUUAACUGCUUUGCAGAAGAAGAAAAAAAAACAAAAAAUGAAUCUGUAAAGUAUGGAGACUUAAUAGCAGAGAAUGGACAAUCAGUUUCCUUCGUGUGUUGAUGUUUCUGUUGUGUGUGUGGAAGAUACAGUUUCUGUGUAGAGAAUGUAAAUUUUCAGUAACCUUUUGAAAUCUAGUUACUAAUAAGCACUACUGUAAUUUAGCACAGUUGUUUAACUCCACCUCAUUUAAACUUUGUUUGAUUCUUUCCCAUCAUAAAAUAGCGCAUAGUUUUCCUAGAGUACGCCACUUCCAUGUUUAAUGAGAAUAUGUUUAUAGCAAUGUAGAGCCCCCACCCCGGAAUCAUCCACAUCUGCAACUUACCAGCCAGGAGCAAAGCGUCAAAGGUGGGAGCCCCCCACCCCAGGAGACCAUGGCGCACCCCGGUGGUCCUUCAAAAGAAAAUUAAACUUAGUGACAAUGGUGACUUUAAAAAGAAAAAAAAAAAGUUGUUUUCUAAUUUAUAUGGAUCCAGGGCUCCCACAUACAGAGGUGCCCCAAUCCCAAAUUUACGUAGAAAGGAAAAAUCAAUUUUAUAGUCUUGCUGAGGUUAAAGGCAGAACUGUCUCCAGGGCAAUGGGGUACCCUGGGGCUGAGGAUCCUUGAACCCCUUUUGCCCCCACCUACAUCACCACCCCUGGGCCCUGGUCUCUUACUGCUGAUGGACAUGCUGUUUGUAUUGUUUUAGCGAACCAGGCUGUUUUGUGAAUAAAAUGAAUGCAUGUUUUGUGUCACAAUUCA
Monodelphis domestica (gray short-tailed opossum) is the source of this 4959-nucleotide messenger RNA. It is a transcript of the gene CXXC5, whose product is annotated as CXXC finger protein 5. Lineage: Eukaryota; Metazoa; Chordata; Mammalia; Didelphimorphia; Didelphidae. Gene Ontology annotation, molecular function: methyl-CpG binding; zinc ion binding. The record is from RefSeq and is a predicted model, not a curated record. Gene Ontology annotation, cellular component: nucleus.